AGUGGAAUGAGUCAGGAAUACUGCUGAUCGACAGAAACACAAGCACAAUGGCCGACCACACCCACCCCUCCACAUGUAAACACAUACAGACAGCCUCCAUCAGUCCACUGGCUCUGAGGCGACUCUAUGAGGGCUGCAGCCGGCUGUUGGUCACAGUGACACCAUCAUCCUCACUUGAACCAGAACCAGAAGGAACAAGUUAGGUCCAGUUUGUGGCAGCAGUAUGUUUCGGUACACUCCGCCCUGGAAGGUUCUGUGCCAGAGUCUGGAUCCGGAGAACAAGAGACUCUCAAACAAAGAUUGCCAGUCUGUUUGGUCUCCACAGAGUUCUCAGAGAUCCAGAGACUGUCUUCCUCCAGCAGAGCCUCCCCCCAGUGUCUCCACAACUUCCGCUGCAGACAUGGACAGCUCCCCCAGGAGGUGGGUGCUAAAGCCUCUGUCCCCCCUGCUGCAGCCCUCAGAUCUGCGAACCAUUGCUGGUCCUGCUCCUAGCCCAGAUGACCGGGACUCUGGCUCCUUGGUGGUUUUGCAGGAGAAUGACAGAACCCAGAAUGGCCAGGUUGAAGUCCACCUUGUCACUGUGUUGCAUGAUGGGAACUCUAGCAGUGACGAGUGGCAGCCCAGCAGUCCUGGCAGUGGCUCUGGCUCUCAAUGCGGUUUCUACUCUUUCGUGGAGGAUCCCGCAAGUCCUGAAGCUGAGCUGAACAAAGCCUGGAUGGUGUCACCACAGCGGCAGUCUCAACUGGCCAUCCUGAAGAAAGAGAAAGGAUUCAAACUACAGACCUACAGCAGCAACAAGAAGCCAGAGAGUCUGUUCACAGAGAGCAAUGGUGACUCCCAGUAUAGGGUGAAUCCCAACAAUGGGAUCAGAAUGAUGGAUGAGGAUGAGGAGAAACAGUUUCGUAAGAUGAUCAUCCACAGCCAAGCUCCUAAGAGGAGCCAAACAGAACCACAGACCCAAGGAGAGACUCUGGACCCCAUACUGUCCACAGAUAGACUGAUAGAAGGGUUCAGUUUGAGUUUCAGUCCUGUCAGCUCCAGACCAGAACCCCCUUGCCCCGCUGAGCCAGGGACUGUUGUUAAGGAGCAGAUCAACUUUGGUACAGCCCGACAGAAGUUUCUGCAGAUGGAGCAGGACCAACUGGCAUUGAUGCUCAGCAGUGUUCGGUCCCCCAGAACACAAAUGAAUUUAACUCCAGAGCUGGAUCCUGAUGUUUAUGUGUCAAAAAAGGUGAAGAUCUAUGGUACCAUGGAUGCAAGCAAUGACACGACUCCAUUUAAACCAGCAGAGAAAGAUGAGACGGAUCUUCAGAGGAAGGUGACGGUGUUUGGGUCGAAGAGCAGUCUGAGUAGGGAAAGUAGUGUCUUUGAAGAAAUGGACUCUGGCCAUGAAGUACUCUCAUUAGAAAUGGCUGGAGGCUACACCAGUGAUGAUGGCCAACUUGGUGACACUUGCAAAGAUCACCGGAGCAAAUCCAAGGUGGUCCAUGAAACACCUAUUGAAAGGGAAAUCCGAUUAACUCAGGAACGUGAGGAGGAACUACGACGGUCUCGAGGACUGAAGCACAGCAGUGGUCGAGGAGAGAUGGUCAGAAUCAAAACCAGAUAUUCACAGCUGUCCCUGACGCCUGACACAACCUUUAGGAAGAAUCAAGGGAGCUUCAACAUCCACACCAAAAUCCAAAGGGAAAACCUAAGGGAGGAGGGUCUUCAGCAACCAGAGGAGAGCCAGGAACCAGACAGCAGAGAUCCUCCACCACAACUUGAGGACAAGUGUAGAGAGGCUGACCGACAAGAUGAGAACAUGACUGGAGAUGAGCCUGAUUCUGGAACAGAGGACGUGUUCCUAUCUCCAUGCUGCCCUCACCGACAUCCUGAUGAGUCCUGGUUCUCCCAAACAAACCAGGCCACCUCCCUCCUCUCCUCAUUCACUAGCAGAGACUCUAAUGACAGGAGACAAACAGCUUUCUCUCCCUCCCCUCCUGCUUCUCUAAAACCAACAGCACUGCAUGAAACAGAGCUUCCUCAGAGCUGGAGGAAGAACCUGGGGUCCACUGGCCUGCAGCCCAGAGGGCAAGGAGCUCCAGAUUUCAUUGAGAAGGAGAUUGAGGAGGCUUUGAAACGGGAACUGGAGCUGAGAGAGCUGAGGGAGUCCAUGAAGGAAACCAGCAAACCCAUCUUCUCUCCAACUCCUCUGAUGGAACAGGCAUCCAAGAUAGCCAUCGGGCAGUUCUACCCUCCAGUGAAAACAGACAAACCCGUCAGUAUGUCCUCGUCCUCUCCUCGUCUCAGCUCCGUGUCCUUCAUCACCGCUAAGCCCUGGAUCUCCUCACCUUCCCUCGACUCCUCCCCAGCGGCGGUCCGGACAGUGCCUCUUGUUCCUCGAGGGUUGACGGAGACUCUGCUACAAGACUUUGAGGAACAUCGAGCCAAGCUGAAGCUGGAAGACAGCGCUUAUGCAGGAAUCCAGCUGGUUGAUGACAUCAACAAUGAGGUGGUGGAGUCAACUCGAGUUGUUCGUCAUAAGAACCAGCGAGCUCUGCUGUGGGAGGCAGGAAUGUUCAUCAACCAAGACAACCAGUGAGACCACUAGGACCAGAUGCAGAACCAGAUAUGGUUCCCUGAGUGUGGAUAAAUCCUGAGCAGGGUGAAGGAUUAGAGACUCCUGAACAAAUCAAGCAGCACCUGACGGACUCUUACAGACGUGGCGUCCUCACCUCAUCCAAUCAGCUGCUGCCCAGUAGAGACAACUGGUUUCUUUCAGCAGAACCUCAGAGUGAAGCAGCGGUUUAAUCUUGAGAAUUUUAAUUUGACACAGCUAAGCAGGAAGUGUGUAACUGUUCAUUAAUAAAGCUAAUGCACCAAAAUAAACGAAAUAAUAAAAUCA
Messenger RNA from Girardinichthys multiradiatus, 2887 nucleotides. Its product is annotated as mitotic spindle positioning. NCBI's taxonomy places the organism in Eukaryota, Metazoa, Chordata, Actinopteri, Cyprinodontiformes, Goodeidae. The record is from RefSeq and is a predicted model, not a curated record. The transcript is spliced from 6 exons. Bases 224 to 2584 code for a protein of 786 amino acids.